Molecule: messenger RNA, 988 nt
Organism: Juglans regia (Persian walnut)
Lineage: Eukaryota; Viridiplantae; Streptophyta; Magnoliopsida; Fagales; Juglandaceae
Product: RING-H2 finger protein ATL74-like
Exons: 2
Coding region: 197-874 (225 amino acids)
Source: RefSeq, a predicted model, not a curated record
AUAAGGUUGUGAGUUUCUUCUGAGUUAUGCCAAGAUAUGAUGGCUUGAGUACUUCUUCGUUUCAAGAAAAGAAGAUACAAAGUUGGUAAUGGUUUUCGAUAGCUAAUUUUGAAGAAAGAUAUAUAGUUGGCGAAUUAACCUCGAUGCGCAUGCUGGGUUUCUGAAAUGAAUUUUGAGAGAUGUAUUCAGAAAGAAUAUGGUGAGUAAUGAUCAUUUUGGUGUUUCAACCCGGAUUCUGGUAAUGGCAAUCGUCCUAUCUGUGAUACUGCUUUUUGGGGGUGUAGUGCUCCUGGUUCUAAUCCAUGUUUGCAUUGUUGGGAGGGCGUUUAGUAGAGGAUUCCCCGAAGGAACUCAUGUGGUUGAGAGGAGCAGCAAUGGAAGCUGCACAAGCAUGUCCCGGGACGACAUAAACAAACUUCCUUGCUAUGAUUACAUAGCCGAAGAUGUGACAAGUAGCCCUGUGGAUUGUGCAGUUUGCUUGGAGAAUUUCAAGAUGGGUGAAAAGUGCAGGUUGUUGCCGAUAUGCAAGCACAGUUUCCAUGCCCAGUGCGUGGACGCAUGGCUUAUGAAAACGCCCAUCUGUCCAAUUUGUAGAACCUGUGCUGACUCUUGGAAGGGCGGUUCUGUUUCAGGUGAAGAAAGUAGAUGUUUCAGCGAUCUCAGUAUUGAGUUGAGAGGGAGCCAAACAACAGGAAGUAGUCACCUCAGUGAUAUUAGGAUUGAGUUAAGCGAGAGCCUGAGAAUAGAAAGUGACCGUCAUAGUGACAUUGGCACAGAAAUACUCGGAGAAAACAAGACAGUGGGAAGCAGCCAGUUGGAUAAUGCUGGGACUGAAUCAGGAGAGAACCAAGCUGCAAAUAUAGGCCGUGGCUAAAGAUGAACCGUAAAGGUGAAUGAAUGGAAGGAAGGAGGAGGUGGAAUUGGGGAGAAGAGAAGAGAAGAGAAGAAAAGAAAGAGAUCAACCUUCUUCCCGUUCGUGUUCCUCCUU